Molecule: messenger RNA, 558 nt
Organism: Aegilops tauschii subsp. strangulata
Lineage: Eukaryota; Viridiplantae; Streptophyta; Magnoliopsida; Poales; Poaceae
Source: RefSeq, a predicted model, not a curated record
AUGGCCUCCCCCUCCCCGCCCGCGCCGCCGUACACCGUGCUCGUCGUUUCCCUGCCGCCCACGCCGGCUCCGCCCGCCUCCGCCUCGCACGCCAUCGCCCGGUCGGCGCUCAUCAUCCUCGGCGUCAUCUGCCUCAUCGCCGCCGCGUCGAUCGCCAUCAACUGCCUCCUCCGCCGCGCCUCUCGCCGCCGAGCCUCCGCGUCCGGCGCAGCGCCGCUCCCGCUCCCGCGCUCGGGGCCGGCCCCAGCCCACCGGGCCCCCGCGCUGCUCGCGGCCGCCGACUGCAUCGUCUGCCUCUGCGCCAUCGUCCCCAGGGCCGAGGCCCAGCUGGCGUGCAGGCACAGGUUCCACGCCACCUGCAUCGACGAGUGGGUCCGCAGCUCGCCCGCCUCGCCGACCUGCCCCCUCUGCCGCGCCGCCGUACAGCUCCCGCGCCCCGCCGACGCCAUGGACCAGAGGAGGACCGCGCGCCGCUCGUCCGCCGCGGGCGACCGCCGCCGCGUGGCCGCAUCAGGCGAGGAGGCGCCGCCGGGCCCUCCGCGCGUGUCGGGAGUCUGA